AUGAAUAUGAACGAAUUGAAGAAGAGAGCUGCUGUUGAAGCAGUCAAACAAGUUAAGAGUGGAAAUGUUGUUGGUUUGGGAACGGGUUCUACGGCGUAUUUUGCUGUCGAAGAGCUUGGAAGACUGCUGAGAGAAGGGAUUUUGAAGGAUAUUGUGGGAGUAGCAACUUCUAUUGAAACCGAUACGCAUGCACGCUCUCUGAAUAUUCCAAUGACUGAUAUUGACAGUGUGGAUUCUAUUGACCUAGCUAUUGAUGGAGCCGAUGAGGUGGAUCCUGAUCUUCAGUUGAUUAAGGGGAAGGGCGCUGCUCUGUUGCGCGAAAAGAGCACCGAGAUUCUGACCUCUAAGUUUAUUGUGAUCGUGGAUGAGAGCAAAAUUGUGUCCAAGCUGGGAACCAAGGAUGCGGUUCCUGUGGAGAUCACUCCCUUUGGCUGGAAGCAGACCCAGAAACGUUUGAGCAAGUAUGGUGAAGCCGUUCUCCGUCCUAGCAAGGAGGAUGCUUCUAAACCACUGGUUACGGAUAAUGGAAAUUACAUUAUCGAUCUGCGCUUCCCUGAGGGUAUUUCGAAUCCUAAGGAGAUGGAUAAGGAGUUGAAGUUGAUAACGGGAGUGGUGGAUCAUGGUCUUUUUAUUGAUAUGGCGCAUAGUGUAGGACUUGGUAUGGAGUCGAGACUGAUGAAUAGGUAA
Blastocystis hominis is the source of this 687-nucleotide messenger RNA. RefSeq lists its product as hypothetical. Gene Ontology annotation, biological process: pentose-phosphate shunt, non-oxidative branch. Gene Ontology annotation, molecular function: ribose-5-phosphate isomerase activity. Bases 1 to 687 code for a protein of 228 amino acids. NCBI's taxonomy places the organism in Eukaryota, Bigyra, Opalinata, Blastocystidae. The record is from RefSeq and is a predicted model, not a curated record. The transcript has 3 exons.